Caenorhabditis briggsae is the source of this 1602-nucleotide messenger RNA. The record is from RefSeq and is a predicted model, not a curated record. The transcript has 13 exons. NCBI's taxonomy places the organism in Eukaryota, Metazoa, Nematoda, Chromadorea, Rhabditida, Rhabditidae. The coding region runs from base 1 to 1602 and encodes 533 amino acids.
AUGCGCUCUUCGAUCUGUGUUGGUGGCGGUGCUGACUGGUCGAUUCGCCUUCUUUUCAUCCUUUAUUUUGUUGGAUUUUGUCAAUCAGCUUCUUCGUUUCUUGCAUGGCAAAAAGCCACUGGUCAGCAAAUCGAAAGAGCCAGAAUCAUCGGAAUUCAAGCCCGGUACGUCUACUCACAAGCAAUAAAGUCUGAUGGAUUAACGGAAAGAGAUCGAUUUCAAAUGUUUUUUUUUUGUUAUUCACAUCGUUUCAGAAAACUUCUGUAUCUCGAUGGACUACAAAAGUGCAACUCAAUCGAUGACGAGCUGAUUGCUAGUAUUGAUAAGAAUAUUGUGAAGAGAAGUUAUAGAAAAUCAGAUUCUGAUGCUCUCGAAAAAACCGGACUCAAUCCAUUUUUUGCAUCUUUUGUUACUCUUCCAGCUGUUGAUAUAAAAAAAGUUGUCAACUUUGCAUGCGCAAAACAUGAACAACAACUCGAAUGUGGAUUACAGUAUGAAGGAGAACAGAAAACGAACCAAAGGAUAGCAGAAUUAAUGGAAGAUGGAGGAAAUAGACAAAUGUUUGAGCAUGAAUGUGUUGAUGAGGAUUAUGCGACAGACGUUUAUCCGUGUCUCGGAAGAACUGACAAAUGGAUUGGUGCAUGUGAAAAAGAAAUUUCCGAAUAUUCAAUCCUUCGAGAGAAAGUGAACAACAAAAUCAAUUCGGUCUACAAUUCAGCGAUCCAAACUGUCAAAUCAAUGAAUGAAAAUCGGGAGCAAGUGUUCACGGACACUAUGAAAUUAAUAAAUUAUGCAGAAGGAUCCAAAUGCCUUUCGUUCAAAAAAAUGCGGGUAUGUCUUCUCCAACAAUUGGUUAACGUUUGUGGAAUCGAGACCGCCCGUGCUUUGAAUACAUCGCUGUCUGUUGGUUAUUUGACAUCAGAAAGACCUCCUCGCCUUCAAAUGGAUUUUCAAAAUUUCUCAUAUCCAGUUCAUCCAUUCUGUGAAAAAUUAUUCCCAGACUCCUCUGUGACUUUUCUGAUCAAUAAUUCAAUUAUUAUCAUUUCACCAUUUUUCUUCAUCUUGUCCAAAUAUUUUGAAGAUACAAAAAUGUUCGAUAAUUUUGUUUUCAAUUUUUUCGCUGUUCUCACUCUCUCUAUUUUGAUGGCUCUAUGCGGGAAAAAUCGAACUACAGCUCGAAAUGUGAAAAAACCGUAUUCGAAGAGUCCUAGUAAAAAAGAAAAAUCAUCAAAACCGAGAAUCACAAACUCUGCAAGAAGUACAAAGAAAUCAAGUGAUGUUCCAAAAGUUGUUGGAUGUCAACCAACUAGAGAAGAUGAAGGACUGGAUAGCAUUGAUACACAUACUAAAACUUUGAGCGAUGAGAAAAUCAAGACAGAUCGAAAUUCACAACAAAAGAAAAAGAAGAAGACGUUGUCUGACGAACCGUCGAGAAAGCGUGAUUCGAGUUUUUCGGAUAGUAUGGAUGAGUCUGAAAACGAUUCAUUGGAAACCAUCAAGAAAACUGGAAAGAGUAGUAAAGAUGAAGAAAAGAGUUCCAGUCGUGGAUCCAUCCGAACGGAAGAAGAUAAUCUUACUAAAACGAAAUCUAUCGAUGAAUAA